Euleptes europaea (tarantolino) is the source of this 461-nucleotide messenger RNA. It is a transcript of the gene POLR2I, whose product is annotated as RNA polymerase II subunit I. The record is from RefSeq and is a predicted model, not a curated record. Lineage: Eukaryota; Metazoa; Chordata; Lepidosauria; Squamata; Sphaerodactylidae. The transcript has 6 exons. Bases 44 to 421 code for a protein of 125 amino acids. Gene Ontology annotation, molecular function: zinc ion binding; nucleic acid binding; DNA-directed RNA polymerase activity. Gene Ontology annotation, biological process: transcription-coupled nucleotide-excision repair; maintenance of transcriptional fidelity during transcription elongation by RNA polymerase II; transcription initiation at RNA polymerase II promoter. Gene Ontology annotation, cellular component: RNA polymerase II, core complex.
CGUGAGUUCCGCGCGUGCGCAGUGCCGCGAUUAGGCGGUUACCAUGGAGUCGGAAGGGGCCUACGAGCCGGGCUUCGUGGGGAUCCGUUUCUGCCAGGAAUGCAACAACAUGUUGUAUCCCAAGGAAGACAAGGAGAACAGAAUCCUUCUGUAUGCGUGCCGGAACUGUGACUACCAGCAGGAAGCUGACAACAGCUGCAUCUACGUCAACAAGAUCACACACGAAGUCGACGAACUGACCCAGAUCAUCGCCGACGUUUCCCAGGACCCAACUUUGCCCCGAACGGAGGACCAUCCCUGUCAGAAGUGCGGCCACAAGGAAGCAGUAUUUUUCCAGUCUCACAGUGCGAGGGCAGAGGAUGCCAUGCGACUGUAUUACGUCUGCACAGCCCCACACUGUGGGCACCGUUGGACUGAGUAAAGAGCUUGGUGGUGGCAAGCCGCCCAUCAGCAAAGCCCCA